AUGACAAAAAUUGGAGCGGCUUUAAUUGAUUUGAGUGGCACACUUCAUAUUGAAGAUUUGGCUAUUCCUGGAGCUGCUGCUGCUCUGGAGCUUCUACGCAAGCAUGUCGAAGUGAAAUUUGUGACAAAUACGACUAAGGAAUCUUCUCGAAAACUUCACGAUCGUCUCGUGAAAUGUGGCUUCAGAAUUGAUCGGUCCGAAAUAUUUACGAGUUUGAUCGCUGCGCGCCAUUUCAUUCAAAAUCACAAUUACCGCCCGUUUUUUAUUGUGGACGAUGAGGCGAUGGAAGAAUUCGAAGGUAUCGAGACGAAUGAUCCGAACGCGGUUGUGAUUGGAUUGGCUCCCAGAAAAUUUAACAAUGACACAAUGAAUACCGCAUUUCGGCUUAUAAAAGAAAAAAAUGCCGCGUUAGUCGCCAUUCAUAAGGGUAGAUACUAUCAGAAGAAAGACGGCAUUCAUAUUGGACCAGGAGCUUACGUGGCUGGUCUCGAAUAUUCUACAGGAACCAUGGCCGAAGUGAUUGGAAAACCCAACGCGCUAUUUUUCCAACUGGCUCUCGAAUCUGUUCAAAAGAGCGCCGACGUUAAACUGGAUUGCUCGAAUGUUGUGAUGAUUGGUGACGAUGUUAAAGAUGACGUCGGCGGAGCAUUGAACGCUGGAAUGAGAGGAAUUUUAGUGAAAACAGGAAAAUAUCGGACAGGUGAUGAAGAUGUGAUCAACGAAGAGAAUAGGAAUGUCGCCGAUUCGUUUGUUGAAGCUGUUCAGAUGAUUAUCGACGACAAUGUCCUCUAG
Messenger RNA from Caenorhabditis bovis, 792 nucleotides. The record is from the annotation of a GenBank genome assembly. Lineage: Eukaryota; Metazoa; Nematoda; Chromadorea; Rhabditida; Rhabditidae.